Ornithorhynchus anatinus (platypus) is the source of this 1028-nucleotide messenger RNA. It is a transcript of the gene MBLAC1, whose product is annotated as metallo-beta-lactamase domain containing 1. The transcript is spliced from 2 exons. NCBI's taxonomy places the organism in Eukaryota, Metazoa, Chordata, Mammalia, Monotremata, Ornithorhynchidae. The record is from RefSeq and is a predicted model, not a curated record. The coding region runs from base 104 to 895 and encodes 263 amino acids.
GCUGCCGCCGGAAGUGACGUCUGCCGGCCGGUUUCCGCCGCGUGGCUGCGCCGGACCGAGGUUUUGGGCCCUUUUUCCUCAGACCGGGAUCGAUUCCGAGGCCAUGACCUGCCUCGUGCGGACGGAGCCGCUGCCGGGGACCCCCCCGCUGCUGAUCCCCGGGGACCCCUACUCCGUCUGCGUCCUGCUGCGGGGCUACGCCGAGCCCGAGGGGGACCGGGGGGCCGUGAGGGCGGACGGCUCCGUCACCCUGAUCGUGCCCACGCCGGGCCCGGGGGGCCGGGACCCCGCCGCCUCGGGCCCCGGCUCCCCCCGGGGCGCCGAGGCCCGGGCGGCCCUGGAGCGGGCGGCGGCCGGCCCCGUCCUGGUGGACACGGCGGGGCCCUGGUCCCGCGGGGCCCUGCUGGAGGCCCUGUCCGGCCAGGGCCUGGCCCCGGGGGACGUGGGGCUGGUGGUGGCCACGCACGGCCACUCGGACCACGUGGGCAACCUGGGCCUGUUCCCCGACGCCUGCCUCCUGGUCUCCCGCGACCUGUGCCUGCCGGGCGGCACCUACCUGCCCCACGGGCUGGCGGAAGGGCGGCCCCUGCGGCUGGGCCCGGGGCUGGAGGUGUGGGCCACGCCCGGGCACGGGGGCGCGGGGGACGUCAGCGUGGCCGUGGCCGGCACGGCCCUGGGCACGGUGCUGGUGGCCGGCGACGUCUUCGAGCGCGAGGGGGACGGGGACGGCUGGCGGGAGCUGAGCGAGGACCCCGCCGCGCAGGAGCGGAGCCGGCGCAGGGUGCUGGCCGCGGCCGACGUCGUGGUGCCCGGACACGGCGGGCCCUUCCGGGUCGUCCGCGGGGACGGGCCCGGGGACGACCGGGGGGCCGGCGCCAACCCGCCCGAGACCUGAAUGGACCGUACGCCGACCGUCCGGCCCGGCUCUGCCAGGGAGGGAAGCUGGGGCCGGGGGUCAGAGCGGCAGUCGCUCCUCUACGGGCAUCGAGCGCUUACUCUGUUCUAAGCGCUGGGGUGGAUACAGUCCC